CGCACCAUAGGUAUGCCGUAUGCCAGCGCCAAUCGUUUAUAUCCAUUUCAAAAUCAGUCGUUCACUUUUCUUGUUACAUUGACCUUGUAUGUAUUUAAUUAGUAUAGUAGUGUGUAUCCUCAAAUAUAAAUAUAUCUAAAUAGUUCUUACCUAAUCUAGUAUUCAACAGAUGAGCAAAAUAAAUAAAUAAUUUAUCUAAUUUUAUCGAUUUCUUUUAUCUCGGCAACAUAAACCGUUUUAACGUUUUACGGUCAUAUGUGAUGUGAUAUGAUGUGAUGGUAUGAUUGCUGAUGUUGAUGCAGUUGAUGAUAUACCUAACCGUUAUCUGUUAGAAUAAAAUUAUGUGCGGUUUUUAAAUUGGUAACUGGUACUGUGGAAAAAAACGUGAUUAAGUUUUAUACAUUAAACUUAUCUGUUUAUGAAAUAAAUAGUAUUAUUGUUAAGUAAUUGGAACAACCAUGGAAUCUGUGGAUAUUAUUAGUGAAGUAAAUAAUGACAUUGUUAAUCGAUUGGAUAAUAAAACACUUCAACGUGAACAGUCAGUGUAUUCAUCGAAAUCAAGUUUAAAAUUGAACAUAAAUCAACCGAAUAUACCGGAUGGGGGCUACGGUUGGAUAGUAGUUCUUGCAACUUUUUUAAUUUAUGCCAUAGCUGAAGGAAUAAGUUUCGCCUUUGGACUCCUAUACAUCGAGUUUAAACAAGAAUUUAAAUCAUCUAAAUCAGCGACUUCUUGGAUUGGCAGCUUGUUUGUAGCAUUACCUCUUGUAUCCGGUCCAAUAUGCAGUGCACUCGUAGACAAAUAUGGAUGUCAAAAAAUGACGAUAAUUGGUUCAGUGGUGUGUGCACUUGGUUUCGUUCUAAGUUCCUACGUCAACUCACUUGGUCUUAUGUAUCUUACUUAUGGUGUAUUAGGAGGAUUCUCCCGUGGAUUAUGUUACGUCACAGUGGUAGUAUCUGUUGCAUUCUGGUUUGAAAAAAGAAGAUCUUUAGCACUAGGUAUUUCUGCGAGUGGAACAGGUUUUGGAACAAUUAUUUUUGCACCGUUUACAACAUUUUUGCUAAAUCAGUUUGGAUGGAGAGGAACUGUAUUAAAUCUUGGUGGUUGCUUAGCUAAUAUGUGCGUCUGUGGUGCUUUGAUGAUCGAUCCUAAAUGGGUAAAAGAAGAAGAGUUACAAAAGAAAAAGAAUCAAAAAGAAAUGCAGAAAAAUGGAAAUAUCGAAUUAAAGGAAUUAAAUAGAUUAUUACCUGAAGAUGACUCUACAAUAGAAAAUGUAAACACAACCGAUAAUAGUAAAUCACAUGAAAAAAAAUCAUAUGGUCCUUUUGCUGCUUUGAUGAAGACUGUAUCCAGUUUUUCGUUGUUUUUGGAAUUACAUUUUUUUCUAUUGGCUUUAGCAACUCUCAUAGCUGGAACGUGGUUUUUAAUUCCAUACUUUUAUUUAGCUGACCACAUGAUUGCUAAUGGUUAUGAAGAGGACCAAGCUGCAGUAGCUUUAUCAGUUAUUGGAUUCAUGAAUAUUAUUGGAAUGGUAUUACUUGGAUGGAUUGGGGACAAAUGGCACGUGGCUAAAACAUUCGCAAUCUCAUUAACAUUGUGCGGCGUAAGCGUUUGGGCAAUCAUGUUUUCUACCAGCAACUAUAUACUAAUAAUGUUCAGCAGUGCUUCGUUUGGAUUCUUCUUUUCAAGUUGCUUUUCAUUGACUCCGUCUCUCCUAGCUGAAAUCGUCAGUAUGGACGACUUCACAAUGGGAUAUGGACUGAUUCUGUUGUGCGAAGGAAGUGGGCAUUUAAUUGGACCUCCUCUAGCUGGUUACAUUUCCGAUGUAUCAAAUUCAUGGUCGCAGUCGUUCUAUCAGGCUGGAGCUUGGAUUGUUGUUGCAGCCAUGUGCUUAGGAAUUAUCACUUGUACAAAAAAUAGAAGAUUAUUGGGAAAACUUAGAUCAGAACAAUAGAGCAUUUCUCAAAAAUAUAUAAAUCCUAAUUACAAGAAAAUCCAGUUGGAAGUUUCUUUAAUAUAAUUACACACGAAAGCGUGAUGAUAUAAAUGUUAAUCACACUGAAAAAAAUGAAGUCUGUUAUUUAUUAUAUUAAUAAUUGUCGUUUUUUUCGUACUCGUGAUAAUAAUAGUAUUCGUAAAUUUAUAAUUAACCUUAUGUAAAUUUACCAAUGUUUUAGGAAUAAGCAAUUUUAUAUAUGUAUAUUUUAAACAUUUAAAAUUAUAUAAUUGUAUUUGUGAUUGUCAUGAAAGAGAGAAUAUUAAUGAUUAUUUCAGCAACUUUAGUUUAUUUUUAUCGGCAAUAAAAUGUGAUAAUAAAAAAUGGCUUCUUUUAGAUUUAGAUCAAGUUAUUUGAUUGUAAUUAAAGUCCUUGCCUGAGUCGAUUGAAAAGUAGGAAUAAUUUAAUUUUGACUAAGUAAACUAUCAUUAUUGAAAAUGUGAUAAAUAUUGUAAAGACGUAUGUUUAAAGUAUAAUUACGAAUCAUUAUUUGUGUUGCUAUUUAAUAAAUUCUUGCGAUGUUUUAUUGAAAGUAUUAAUUAAAAGUUAAG
Messenger RNA from Psylliodes chrysocephalus, 2545 nucleotides. NCBI's taxonomy places the organism in Eukaryota, Metazoa, Arthropoda, Insecta, Coleoptera, Chrysomelidae. The record is from the annotation of a GenBank genome assembly.